This is a messenger RNA of Trichoderma breve, 2178 nucleotides long. Its product is annotated as nitrogen permease regulator of amino acid transport activity 3 domain-containing protein. The transcript is spliced from 3 exons. The record is from RefSeq and is a predicted model, not a curated record. Lineage: Eukaryota; Fungi; Ascomycota; Sordariomycetes; Hypocreales; Hypocreaceae. Gene Ontology annotation, cellular component: GATOR1 complex. Gene Ontology annotation, biological process: cellular response to amino acid starvation; TORC1 signaling; negative regulation of TORC1 signaling. The coding region runs from base 1 to 2178 and encodes 725 amino acids.
AUGUCUUGCGUCAACGACGAAAACUUUGUCGCCGUCGCGCUCGUCAUCAACCGGUCUCGCGAUGGGCCCGCCUUCGUCUUCCAUUAUCCUGCUCAAGUCCCCGCCCUCUAUAGUGGCCUCGAGAAGUCGGACACCAUAGACGUCGAGGAUAUCCUUUUUGAGCGAGUUUCACAACCUGGCGGCGCCGAGGCUCCUGCCGACCUCGCCGAGAACCAAGGUGUUCGUGAUGACCAUUAUAUGACCGAGUCGGGAAUCCAGGUCGUUCCCUGGGAGCACGUAGCCGGCUUUCCAUCCCGUGAUCUUGCAGGCAUCUUGACUCCCGCCAGAUCCUAUCAUAAGAAGCUGUUUCAGCUUUCUCUUGAUCCGCUCCUCUGUGUCUCUUACCCCAUUCAUGUACCUGAAAACGGGAAGUGGAAGAAGACAAAAAAGGCCAACAAGGCAAAGGCCAACAAAGAUGCCGACGAGGGUAUCGCACCAGACGAGCCCAACCCCCUACCCACAAUCAAAACAGAACCAUGUAAAGAAAAAGCCAAAGAUGGCAAGAAGGAUGAGGCAGACGAAGAGAAGCGCAGCUCUAUGACCAUGUUCAAUCUUGUCUUCUUCCUCAAUCCCAAGAAGCACGAAACCAAGGAACUCAUCGACUCUCUGUAUUCUAAUAUUGUGAAAAAGGUCAACAAAGCAUACCAGUACAGCCAGCAGCAUAGUGAGUUUGUAUGGAAAGAAUCCAAACGUAUCCUGCUCGCAAAAGACAGGGCCCGUGAAGAUCAGAAGAAGAUGAGCGUUUUAUGGAAAGAACUUAUUCAAAACUCUUCACUGGCAGCUUCAAUGUGUGAAAUUUAUAACGCCAUCUCUCAAAACAGGAUUGCAACUCUACAUCUCGAUACUGUGGACGGUAUCCUGACACCCUCAGUCCAGAUUCCGGCGCCAUUUUUCGUUUCAGAUCUCCCAGCAGAAGACGAUGAGAGGCAUCGUGGCCUUUGGCUUACAACAUCCAACGCUUUCUUGAGCCAAGACGCACUCGAGGAGCCCGGAUUCCUGGACCGGAACUUUGCGCUCUUGCUCAUGGAUGAUGAAAAGAAGAUUGUAUCAGAGCUACAGAGUGAUCGUGAUCCCACUACUCAAUCCAUGAUUGAGUUUGUGCGCCUCUCAAAACCGACAAUGUCCUUCUACCAAGUUGGACAGAGCAACCUCCUUACUCUGGAUCAGGUCCGCAAGUACGCCCAGCACUUCAUCUUCUGGCGCCGUGCCAUGGCCAUUCCACCCCUUCACCCCCGAGAUGUUUAUAUCGUCUCUCCGAACUGUGACUUGGAGAGGCUACCACAGGAUGCCCAAGACUGGCAGAGAGCUUUUCCCCUAGCUCCGCCUCUGUCAACUUUCCUUGCCGAGCUCUCCGUGCUGCCCCGGCCCUACAAGCACAUCUCGCCUAGUAAAGCUCACCGGCCGCUGUAUCUCCGCAUGCUGGCCUGGUUGAUGCGCGGUGGCUGGGUCACUCAGCUCUGCACAUUCGGCUAUGUCGUUGUAUGGCCGGAGAUCCUAUACGAGGUCGACUACGAGAUCGAAGCGGAAGAACUCGGCCUCGCCACCUCCUCCUCAACCGACUGGGCCGAUGCUACUAGCAUCCACACCACCCAGAGCAACAGCAACGUCGACGCGCAAUCCACCAGCUCCUCAAUUACGCCGCCGCCUCCGCCGCAACAGGCCCAGCCGCAGCAAUCGCAGCAGCCGCAGCCUCAGGCUCAGGCCCAAGCACCCCCAAACGUCCCUAACCCAUCCACCCUCUCCGCAGCCGAGCACUCGGCCGAAAUGGCCCGUCUUGAGCGCAUUGCCAUGAAAGCACACCGAGAAGCCGCCGACAAAGCCACCGCUCACGCCCGCAAGGUCGUCCCCGUUACGACGGCAAACCCGUCCCUCAACGAUGCGCCGCACCUCGUCGGCCUCACGCCGCACAUCAUCCUCGACCCCAAGAAGGCGGCGGGCAAAGAGUCUCGUUACCUCUCCGCUAUUGCGCGGCGGUUCAAGGACGAGAAGCUGCGGUCGGCUUGGCAGAACAUGUGUAAGUAUUUUGAUGGGCGAUGUGCCCUUGAGCGGAUCGCUUUGCAGGAGGACAUGAAGCGCAAAGAGGCCUGGGCUUUGUUGACGGCCAUGAGGGAGUAUCUACUAUGUACAAGACACUGGUGA